UCGGCGGCAAGAGGCGUGUCAUCGGCGAUAAGAGAAUGCAUGGAUCGAGUGGAGUUGCCAAAGGGGAGGUGGUGAAGGCGGGGGUGUGGGGUGUGCCCCAGGGGGAGGAGGUUGGUGUGGGCGGUGCCAGUGCCGUGUGCUGGGCGGGGUGAGGCGGCCCUGCCCGUGCGACGUCCCCCGCCUCACUGAGCGCAGUGCUUCCCACUUCUGCCAAGGCGGCGUCCCCUCCUGCCAGCGUCCCUCGUCUAGCUCUAACUCGCCGCGCUGCUCACAGAUGUCGCGGGCGGCGCGCCAGGCUCGCUGCUGCGCAUCCCCGGCCCUCAUGCUCUUAUUUACGGUUUGUUUAUAGUCGUGCAUCGUCACAUGGGCGCUCGGUGGGGCCAGGCGCGCUCCGACUGCUCGUAAUUUAUCCGGACGGAGACGGUGGUCGGAGGCUCGGAGUGGGGUGCAAGCUCGCGCAGGGUCCGCGGGUCGGACCACCUCGUUGCGCCCGCUGCCACUCAUUAUCUUGUUAACCUCCACUCAUGCGGCCAUUCCUAUUGGUUGCUGUCGGUCACGUGCUAGUAUUCCCAGCCCAUAAAUGGAGUAAUGUGCAAGUGCUAGAGAGGUUUUCCUUCGAGUAGUGUCGCCAUAAUUCAUCAACAUUGGGGGAACAGUGGACAGAAGGGCACUAGAGGAGCAAAUCACCUGCGGACUUCCGCGAUGAGCUCCUAUCAGUUCGUUAACUCGAUGUCCGCCUGCUACGGGCAGCGCGGACAGGACGCUAGUGUUGUGAACACAGACUACUAUGGUACUUCUCUCAACAGUUACAACAAUUGCUACUCGCCCCCACUGCAGUAUGGAGGAUACACACCGUCGGGAAUUUCAAUCGUCCCAAAUGGAAGCGAAUUUUCGGGCGGUGGUAGCAGUGGCGCCUCGGGAACUUCAGCGUCGGCAGCGUCGGCAUCGUCAGUGGGCACCCCGAGUGGUUCCGGCGGUAACACCACCCCUGGACCCUCCGUGCAGGGCCGUCUACACCAGACAUCCUCCUCACCUGCCUCCACGCCGCAGGCAUCCACCUCCUCCGCCUCCUGCAAGUUCGCCUCAACGCCCGAAUCCUCAGCCAACCCAGUAGGCUCCCCGCAAGACCUGUCCGUAUCUGCUGGCGGCAGUGGGCCGGGCUCGAGUAGCUCAGGAAGUGGGUCUGAGCAGAACAGCUCUAGUCAGGGCGGUGGAGGAGGCACCAGCACAUCUGGAGGAGGCGGCGAAGGUGCAGAAGGGGGAGAAAGUCUGGAAGGAGCCUCUGGAAGCUCGGGGGGAUCGUCAACCACCAAGUCUCAGCCACAAAUCUACCCCUGGAUGAAGAGAGUUCACCUCGGCCAGAAUCAGAAGGACGCCAUGAAGGAUGGUACAGUAAACUCCAACGGGGAGACGAAGAGACAGAGGACCUCUUACACUAGGUACCAGACACUGGAACUGGAGAAAGAGUUCCACUUCAACCGGUACCUGACGCGGCGACGGAGGAUAGAGAUCGCCCAUGCCCUCUGCCUCACUGAGCGACAGAUCAAAAUCUGGUUCCAGAACCGGAGAAUGAAGUGGAAGAAGGAGCACAAAAUGGCGAGCAUGAACGCAGGCAUGGGUAUGCACCCGCAGGCGUACCAUCAGAUGCACCACCAGAUGAUGCACCCACACCACCUUCACCCUCACCUAGCUGACUUCGAAACGAAAGGCUACUACUAGGGAUCAGCCUGGUCGUGGUAACUCAUAUGCAGAUGACGUAGCCAGCGAGAGUGGAUGGCUGUGUUGAUCGGUAUGAGAUGCUGCGACUAGGGUGUAACGGAGGACCAACCCCCCCCCUGUCACUCACUGACCGAAUUUGGACUACGAGACAAGGAUUAUCUUUUCAAACACCAGACGACUUGAGGUGAAACUACAGGCUAAUGUUUGAAACCCUUCCCAAGGAGUAUCCACGAAGAGAGAGUUAAAAAGACGGUUAUGGAAAGAUAUUGCGAAAGAAAAUUAUUUUCCAGCUUCAAUCGCUAGAAGAUAUGAGGUUAAAAUACGUUUUGGUGUCAAAGAAGUGUGAGCAAGAAAAAGCAAAGACUACCAAGGAUUAGAUAUUAGAUAAUUCAAGUGGAAAGGAGGAUUCUUGCUAAUAACGACCAUUACGAUGAGUGAUGCGUAUGGAUUGUUGUGGUUAGUCUUGGCAUUGCUACGAGAGGAAACAACAGCAAGUUAAGAAAAACACCUAACAUGAAGAUCAAGUAACCCUUGCUGUGUUGAGUAGUGUUUGGAGCAGCGAGUAACAAGCUGGAAAGUAAAGACUUGUGGUGAAAAUAAUACCAUAUGAUUGAUGUAAGUUGCGCUGUGGAGGACAUGGACCUUAGAUCUGUCAUAAUGUUUUGUUAUGGUGAGUAAUAAUAAGGGAAAAAUCGAACUUCAUUCGCUGUGUUUAGCAUAUCUUUGCAAUGAACUUUUUUUUUCAGGUGUAAUGGAAAUCAGUGGUAUAGUUGUGAACAGUGGGAAGAAAUAUGCCUGUUUUACAAGCCCAUGAUUUUUCUUGGCGACACGCUAAGUAAGCCAGUGUGUGUUCAACGGCAAGAUGUGUUCAACAGCAGGAUGUGUUCAAUAGCAGGAUGUGUUCAUACGCAAGGUUAUCUGUAGAACAGAAUAACAAUAUGGUAAUAGGUGGUGGAAGUUACCUUGGGAAGUGGACCGUAAUGCAUGUAAGCGAACAACAUGGCCUCGUCUUGGGUAACCAGUUUUCCCGAAAAUCACCUCAAGGCUUCUUUCUCCGAUAGUCUUUAUAAUUAUAGCUCUUUGGUUGAAAUAAACGAUAAAAAAAAUAACCUUACUCUCACAAUAUAAAUUUUGUUAUUUUUUUAACAAACUCGGGAUGGAAUAGUUGUUUUCUUUAUACAAUCAGAUUGUGUAAAUAAAAUAAAAAUAUACUUGUGUAGGAUAUAAUGUGGAUCAGAGUUGCAGUCACCAUUAAGAUCGAGUUAUAUAGUCAGGAGAUGGUGCGUUUAAACACUUUGCCAAAGCUCAGUGCGGUCCCCUCAUUAGUUGUUAUGCUUUGUAAGUUAGGGUUUUCAGUUCUCUGUUUAUUGUUAAGAUUAAAAGGCUAUAUUUGUUUUUCUUUUUAUACCAAAAUGAUGGAUUUCCCGGUAAAUUGUUAUUUAAAAUGUAGAGGAAAGCAAGUUGAUCUUGUAUGCUGUUGGUUCACGGCAUACGAUUAUAUUUUCAGUAGGUCUCUCUUGGGACAUCAAUUGUAUGUGAUGCUAAAGUGUGUACGGGCAGUGUCUGCACCUUGUAAUAUGUAUCAUUAAUAUCUCCUCAAAGGUGAACAAAACUUCAUUGUUAAUAAUAUAGGUUGAUUUGUCCUCAUUAUUGAAAUGCAACAUUUUCUCUUGAAGGCAAACAGAGGAUAAUAUUUUAGAGUUCACAAUAGACAUGUUAUAUUUGGUUAUACCUGUUAAUGAUGCUGGAGAAAAUUGCUCCCACAACCGGGUCCCAGACCAGAUGUAUCUUAACACUGAAACAGAUUACAAUCAAAUAUUCCAAGAAUGUAACGAAUGUAGACACGUCACACACACUAUACACACAAUCAAACUCGCGAUUUGCUUAAAAAGUACAAGAUUAGAAGCAGUAUAAACACAAGAUUCUCUUCAAGAGCAUUCUAAAUACACACUAUUUGUUUUACACAUAAUUAAAAAAAACUGUUCAAAUCAACAUGAAAUUUUGUUUUCGUUUAUUAUCGUCUAACGAAGAAAUUAUAAAAUCUUUAUCCUUCAACGAUGGAUUCUAAAUGAAGAAAAAACACUUUGUAUCAAACCUUGUAUUGGUUGCAUCCAGAUGCAUUUCUCUGCGUUGCUUAAUUACCUGGAGUUGCAACAAACAGCUACUGACUCCUGUCACACAGAGAGUUGCCUCUUUUACACGGCGGCGCAUGUUUGAGCUGCUUGGCCAGGGUGAAUGAUGCGGAUAUAAUUGAGCCCCGUUCGUGCAAUGCUGUCCAUAUGGCUUUAUUAAAUGGUGUAAAAAGUUAUAGCAAUGAUACUGUAAUAAUCAUGGCGGUAGAUUUGUUGCAUAGCAGUAAGAAAAUCUUCCCCAUCCCUCUGCCUCCAUUACACUUCCCUUCCAUCCCAUUUGACCAUACUCUUUCCAUUUCUCUAUCCCAGAUCAUAACGCAAUAUUUUUUUCCUCUGUCAACCCGCGAAGCCACAUUCAUUACAUUCAGUCUCCCAUCCGUCUCUUUCCUCAUACUCUCUCGCUGUCCUUCGUCCCUUCCAUCUCCAAUAACUCUACCCUCUUUUCCCUUCCUUAAAAUACCCUAUUCCAGAAUUUUUGCGAGUUUCCAGCCUGCUGCCUCACGUACGGCUGGUGUCUUUCUGAAGCAAUUCAUAGAAAAUGCGAGAUUUUUACAACAUAGGAAGUGACUCUUUUAUUCCUGCUAUAAUUUCAAAACUGGUUCUAUAUGCGUGUCAGUACCGGAGAUCAUCAGAUUAUGAAUCACACACAAGACCAUUCAUGCUCUAGGCAAGUAUUGUAGUCGUAUGAGGGAUUUAUAUUCUGGAGCUCCUAUACUAUUACCCCUCGGAAUUCCUUUUGUUUUCGUAUUUUAUCAUUUAAAAUUUUAGGUCACGCUUGCACAUUAUAUAUUAUAUAUGUUUAUAUAUGUGUAUUAUGUGUGUAUAUAUUAU
Molecule: messenger RNA, 4682 nt
Organism: Cherax quadricarinatus
Lineage: Eukaryota; Metazoa; Arthropoda; Malacostraca; Decapoda; Parastacidae
Source: RefSeq, a predicted model, not a curated record